CUCGAACGCGGAAAACAUGUUCGAAUUAAAGAUACUUUUAUUUUCUAUCGGCUGUUUGACUUGCUCGGGACUGUUCGAAGACCAGGUUGGCAAAUGGGAUUGGCUCCGGAAGCACGUGGGACCAGUGAAGCACGUGAAUUUCGGUACCAUCGCAGGCGGGAACAUUUUCGUGGGAACCGCUAGCAAUGUUCUGGCUUCGAUAAAUUCCCGCAGCGGGAAGUUGGUGUGGCGGAAAAUCCUACAGGAAGACGAAAGAGGUGUGAUCCAUUCGCUUUCGAGACGAGGUAACCCCAUUCUAGUCACGGGCUCCGAUCCCCCCAUUCUUCGAUCUUUUCACAUUUCCGGAGCUCUACAUUGGGAAACGAAGCUCCCUUCCACUCCGCCGAAGGACUCCGAACAAGAACAUUUCAUAGAUGCCGAGAGCAUGACCGUCGUCUCCGUGUACACGUCAGCGAAGGACGUGGUCGUUUCUCAGUUUUCGUAUGCAUCCCAGGAGACUAAGACCUCAGAGCCGAUCAGUGCUCCCUUCGCAAGGCUUUCGAAGUGCACCCUCGUAGACAAUUCAAUCUACGUCUGUCUCGUGGACCAGACUCUCAAAGUUCUGGCUUUGAGUGAUUUGGCGCGAGGUUUCAUCAGCAGCGAUCUCAAAACUGACGCUUCUGCCCUCGAACUCAAGGGGCUCCCGGAAGGUCGUUUCGUUGCCGUACGCUCUAAAGUCUCCACAUGGCUUUACGGCGUAUCGGCCAAAGGCGCCGAGUUGCUCCGUCAGUUCGAUGAUCUCACAGAGAUCACCAACUUCAAGCAUAAUGAUGUGGUGUACCAGGUGCUCGCGAAGCGAUCCGAAUCUUCGUGCUGGACCCUUAGCGUUCUCGACAGCAAGUUCAGCGAAGUGUCUGAGCUCCGAGGCGAAAUAUGCAUUCCGAACGUCUUCAGCGGCAUUCGAACAUUGGACGUGAUGGGUCUCUCGAAGAAAGAUGCCGCCGUCAGCUAUAGAGCGGUGGUCACUACUGACGACGCGGGCGUGUUGAUGUUCCAGAAAGAGGGGCGCGUCGUUUGGAGCCGUGAAGAAGCUCUCAGCGAGGUGACGAACGUCCAGUUCGUUGAUUUGCCCUUGUCGGACAUCGAAGCCCACAUCGAAGAAGAGUUCACAGAGAAACCGACCGGUGUCCUCUCUAUGCUGAUCAAGCGAAUUUAUUCCCAGCUCCAACAGCUGGCAACAUUCUUCGAACCAAAGAAUCCGCUUGCGAAAAACUUCGGCCUCGUGCGCGAUAACUUCGGUUUCCAUAAGGUGGUUUUCAUGGCAACGAAAGUCGGCAAACUUUUCCUGGUCGACAACCUGAGCGGUGAUAUCCUAUGGAGUCGAUACCUUCCGAAUAUCCGACCAUUCUCGAAUGGACAAUACAUUACCGUGACUCAGAGAUCUACUGCGCACAUUCCUCACCCUCCCGUACUGUCCAUAUUCGGACGUAGCCCCAGCGGAGGGAGCAGAGUUUUGGCACUCAACCCAAUAACUGGACAGAUACUAGACGACCAACACUUAGACAUUACCAUUACCCAAUAUUCUCUGCUGCAACCAAAUGAAGAGUUCUUGAAAGGUGUCGUCUUGUACGACGAAACCACGCGGAGAACUAUCGUGUAUCCCGCCAAAGCAAACACAAACUACAAGCACUAUCUGCUGACGGUCGGUAAGCGAGGUGUCGCCGACGGAUUCCUGCUCGAGGACGGAAAAAUCGAUCGCCUGUGGUCCAUCCACUUGGCGGCGGGCUCUGAAGUCGAAGGCGUCGCGGUCAAGGGUCAGGAGAACGUUCACUCCCAGGGACGCGUUCUCGGCGACCGCUCGGUGCUGUACAAAUACAUUAAUCCGAACCUGGCCGCGAUCAUCAGUCGAAGUGCCCAACAAAAUAGCGUGUUCGUAUAUCUGAUUGACGUGGUCACCGGCUCGAUCAUCUAUCAGACAGUGCAUCGGAAGGCUAAAGGACCCAUUCAUAUGGUGCAUAGUGAAAAUUGGUUCGUGUACUCCUACAUCAAUGAGAAAAUGCGCCGUCAAGAGAUCAGUGCCAUCGACCUCUACGAAGGUUUCGAGCAACCGAACGAUACGUUCAGUAGUUUCAGUUCGGUUCAGCCACAAGUUGAGCACAACACCUUUAUCCUACCGGACUACAUCGUCCAGCUCAAGGACACUGUCACCGAGAAAGGAAUAACCUCGAAACUAAUUUUGGCGGCGAACGCUCAAGGCUCGAUUCUAGAGAUACCCAAGGCGAUGCUCGAUCCCAGGAGACCGGUCAAUCCCACCAUGCUCCACCGAGAAGAAGGUCUGAUUCCGUAUGUUCCAGAAAUUCUCGUUCCUCCGCAAAGCAUCCUCAACUACAACCAAUCAGUGGCCAGAGUUCGCGGCAUCGAGACGGCUCCGUCGGGACUAGAGAGUACCUGUCUCGUGUUGGCCUACGGUCUUGAUCUCUACUACACGAGAGUAGCACCGAGUCAGAACUUCGACAUUUUGAAGGAUAACUUCGAGCAUUACUUCAUAUUGGUCGUUUUGGCGGCACUCGUUACGGCGACUUAUGUGACAAGGGCUCUGUCGGCUCGGAAAGCGCUGAAAGCAGCGUGGCAAUAGCGUUCGCUAUAGGACGAGAAUAUUUUUUGUAUUUAUUGAUCGACGCGAACAGUGUGUAAAUUGUCAGAGCAUGGAUGCGCCUGAGAGCGAGUCGAGUUAAUUAAAUUAUUAUUACUUAAGUCGCAUUAAAAUAGUCACGUUUUAUA
This is a messenger RNA of Galendromus occidentalis (western predatory mite), 2760 nucleotides long. RefSeq names its product ER membrane protein complex subunit 1 (gene EMC1). The transcript is spliced from 8 exons. NCBI's taxonomy places the organism in Eukaryota, Metazoa, Arthropoda, Arachnida, Mesostigmata, Phytoseiidae. The record is from RefSeq and is a predicted model, not a curated record. Gene Ontology annotation, biological process: protein folding in endoplasmic reticulum. Bases 17 to 2614 code for a protein of 865 amino acids. Gene Ontology annotation, cellular component: EMC complex. Gene Ontology annotation, molecular function: protein binding.